AGAGAGAAGAGGGAAAAAAGAAAGGAAGAAAGAUAGGAAGAUAGGAAAGAAGAUAGAAAGGAAGAUAGGAAGGAAGGAAGGUAAGAAAGAAGGAAGGAGAGGAAUCGUUGAUAGGAGAAGAAGAAUUUGCGAACAAUGUUACUCCGACGUGAAAGGAAACGUCAAAGGAAUGGACCCUCGUGGUUGUUGAUCGUAGCUUCGGUCCUUCUUACGAGUCGAGUCAUCGAAGAAUGUAAUGCGACGGGACAACGUUAUAACACGCCUAGUCCUACGCAGGAGUUGGAUAAUACAUUGCAAAGCGUACCACCGACUGGGCCUAACGUGUGCAGAUCAAGGUUCAAGAAUUAUUGUUGUCCAGGAUGGACGAAGAAACCGGAAACGGGACUCUGCGUUAUUCCUGUAUGUACAAGGAGAUGUGGUACGGGAAGAUGCAUAAGACCAAACAUUUGUCUCUGUGAGGGUGGUACCGUGGCAUCUACUUGUGGUACGAUAACAACGAAAUUAACGACUCAUGAAAGUAACAGUAACGUUGAUCGUGGAGAAUCAGGUAGAUGUAGAGUGCAAUGUAUCAAUGGUAAUUGCGUCGAUGGGAGAUGUCAAUGUCGAAAUGGAUAUCAGGGAGAGUUUUGUAACGAGCCCAUAUGUCGAGAACCUUGUUUGAAUCAAGGUAGAUGUAUUGGUCCGGAUCGUUGCGCAUGCAUCUAUGGAUACACCGGAAGACGUUGCGAAACAGAUUACAGAACUGGUCCUUGUUAUACGAAAGUAAAGAAUGGUCAAUGCUUGGCGAAUCUACAGGGUGUCGUUUGUACGAGACAGUUGUGUUGCGCCACCGUUGGUAAAGGCUGGGGUCAUCCUUGCGAAAGAUGUCCCAUGAGACUCGAUUGCGAGUUGGGUUAUUUAAAGACCAGUCAAGGUCAAUGCGUAGAUAUCAAUGAAUGCGAGGCAAUUCCGGGAUUAUGCGAAGGUGGAAAGUGUGUUAAUACUCAAGGAUCGUUCACUUGCGAUUGUCCCGAAGGACAAGCUAGAGAUCCCGAAACGAACGAGUGCAAGGAUCGAGACGAGUGUCAAGAGGAAGGAAUAUGUGCUGAUGGCCGAUGUGUGAACACUAAUGGUGGCUAUUAUUGCCUUUGUAAUCCUGGAUUUAUACAGAGUCAAGAUCGUAGAUUUUGUAUUGAUGGAAGACAAGGGCUUUGUUAUACCGCAGUUAAUAGAAAUGGUCAAUGCAAAAAUAGAUUAACUAUGAGACUGAGCAAAAAGGAUUGUUGCUGUGGCAAGAAUAUGGGUAAAGGAUGGGGAGACGAAUGUUUCAUUUGUCCUAAUACUGGAAGUGAAGAUUACAAAAGGCUUUGCGCUCAACAACCGCAACAAUUCACGAUAAUAAAUGAGUGUGCCUUGAGACCUGAAAUAUGCGGUAAAGGCAAAUGCGUCGAUACGAAGGAAGGUUACGAAUGCGAAUGUUAUCCUGGAUUUACGAAGAAGAAUGGUCGUUGUGAGGACAUUGAUGAGUGUCAAUUAGGAUACUGUCAAGGUGGUACUUGUCGAAAUUAUGAAGGAAGUUUUAUUUGUCAAUGUCCACCGGGAUUCACUGUCUCAGGGGAGGGCAAAUAUUGUACGGAUCACGAUGAAUGCCAAGAUACUGGAAUGUGCAAUAAUGGCCAUUGCAUCAAUAUGAAUGGUUCCUUCAGAUGCAAGUGCAACGAUGGCUACACGUUAUCGCCAACCAAAAAUACGUGUAUAGAUAUCAACGAGUGUACCGAGAAUCCACGAAUAUGUUUGAAUGGUCGUUGCGAGAAUACACCAGGAUCUUAUCACUGUAUUUGUCAGUCAGGAUUUACACCUUCAAGAGACAACACAUUUUGCGUUGAUAUGGACGAGUGUUCCACCAGUGGAAUGUGCGAAAAUGGAAAGUGCGUUAACAUGGAGGGUUCCUUCAAAUGCGUCUGUGAUUCUGGCUUUCGUAUUGGACCUGAUCAAAGUCAUUGUAUAGACAUCGACGAAUGUUUAAGUGCACCCUGCCAAAGUGGUCGCUGCAUCAAUACUCUUGGAAGUUUUCGAUGCGAGUGUCAUCCAGGAUUUAAUUUGGGACCCGAUGGUAGAUCCUGUUUAGAUACAAGAAGAGACCUUUGUUACUCGCAAUACAGAGAUGGUCUAUGUUCUAAUCCAACCUCAACGGCAGUGACUAAGUCGAGUUGCUGUUGUUGUACUAUAAUACUGGGACAACCUAUGGGUUGGGGUAGCACCUGUCAACCUUGCCCUUUACCCGGUACAUCAGAGUUUGAUGCUCUAUGUCCUCAUGGUGCUGGGAUGACAUACAACGGCGAUGACAUAAACGAGUGUGCUCAAAAUCCAAACAUUUGUAUAAAUGGCGGUUGUGAAAAUUUGAUGGGUACUUAUCGUUGUAUUUGCGACAAUGGUUAUGAAGUCGAUGCGACGGGAAAAAUUUGUAGCGAUAUAAAUGAAUGCGAACUGGAGGAAUCCUUGUGUAGUGGUGGCCAAUGUCGGAACACACCUGGUGGCUAUCAGUGCAUCUGUCCGACUGGCACAAGAUUGAAAACGGAGAAUCAAAUGUGCGAGGACAUCGACGAGUGCGAGGAAUUAGGCCCAGACGUUUGUUUCAAUGGAAUAUGUGUGAACGUUCCUGAAUCAUACGAAUGCGAAUGUUCUCCAGGCUAUAUACUUGACAAUACUGGACAUAUUUGCAUGGACAAUAGAAAGGGAUCCUGCUGGACGAAAAUGGUAGAUGGUAGAUGCGAGAACAAUUUACCUAGAGUUGCUCUAAGAUCAGAAUGUUGUUGCUCCGUUGGAGUUGCUUGGGGAAGUCCUUGUGAAGUUUGCGACCAUUCUCUUUGCGAAUGUUCCAAAGGAUACGCCAAAGUUGAUGGUAAAUCUUGUGUCGAUGUUAACGAGUGCGAACUUAAUGCUGGUAUAUGUAGAGGAGGUGGUACGUGUGUUAACACUGACGGAUCAUAUCGUUGCGAGUGUCCACCUGGUUUGACUUUGGAUCCGACUCAUACUACUUGCGUCGACACCAGAGAAGAAACUUGUUACUUGGAAUAUCGUCAUGGUCAAUGUUCAACGGCAAUCGAAGGACACUUCUCCAAGAAUCUUUGUUGUUGUUCCGUUGGUCGUGCUUGGGGUAGUGAAAAAUGUGAAGCCUGUCCAAAAAUAGGAACACACGCUCAUUCGGAAUUAUGUCCUAGAGGAAAUGGAUUUACCGAACGUCAAGAUAUUAACGAAUGCGUUGAAUUUCCUGGCAUGUGUGUCAAUGGUAGAUGUAAGAAUACCGUCGGUAGUUACAGUUGCAGGUGCAAUCAAGGAUUUGCUUUGGACGAACAUGGCAUCAAAUGUAACGAUAUCGAUGAGUGUGAGAUUAUGCACGGUGUAUGCGGCAAUGGUACAUGUCGAAAUACACCUGGUAAUUUCCAAUGCGACUGUAACUCUGGUUAUCGUAGUAGUGACAUUAUGAAAAUUUGUAUGGACAUAAACGAAUGCGAGGAGAGUCAAGGCUUAUGCAGAGGUGGUACCUGUGUGAAUACCGAAGGUGGAUUCAAAUGUCAGUGUCCACCAGGACACGAGUUGAGUCCUGAUAAAGAUUCUUGCAAGGAUAUCGAUGAGUGUUCUAGAACAAGUGGUAUAUGUUCUAAUGGGAUCUGUGAGAACAUGAUGGGAACUUAUCAAUGUAUAUGCGACGAUGGUUAUCAACAAACUGGACACAAAUCUCAUUGCGAGGAUAUAAAUGAAUGUCUCGUGAACAAUGGUGGUUGCGAAGAUAUUUGUAUAAAUACACCUGGCAGUUUCUCCUGUUCGUGCGGUACGGGCUACGCGCUAAACUUGGACAGUCGUUCUUGUUCCGAUGUGGACGAGUGUAAAGAAAAUCCACGAAUCUGUAACGGAGGGAAGUGCUCGAAUAUACCGGGUGGAUACAUUUGUACUUGCACGGAAGGAUUAUUACCUGGAAGGGAUGGCGCGUCUUGUGUCGAUAUCGACGAAUGCGUAACGCAACCACAAAUCUGCGGUUUUGGAGAGUGUCAUAAUACGAUUGGAUCUUUCGAGUGUCGUUGCGAGGAAGGUUACUCUGUUAAGCCGGAUGCAGGAUCAGCGUGUACUGACGAUGACGAAUGUUUAUUAAAUGCUUAUACCUGCAGUGAAUUUGCCGAAUGUCAAAAUACUCAGGGUUCUUACGAAUGUACUUGUCACGAAGGUUUCACUGGAAAUGGUAUCGAGUGUAGGGAUAUUAAUGAAUGUCUUACCAAUAACGGUGGAUGUGAUUCUAAUGCUCAAUGCAUUAAUACCGAGGGUUCCUUCAAGUGCGUCUGCGAUGCUGGUUUCAGGGGCGACGGUUAUACAUGUAAGGACAUCGAUGAGUGCGCAAACGAUAAUACUCUUUGCGAGAAUGGUCAUUGUUUGAAUUAUCCUGGUUCGUUUCGUUGCGAAUGUGAAAUGGGCUUUAUGCAUCCAGACGAGAACAACGAGCAAGCUUGCGUUGACAUAAACGAAUGCGACAUGUUCAGUAAUCUUUGUGUCUUCGGUCGAUGUGAAAAUAUUUUUGGUAUGUUUCGUUGCGAAUGUAACGAGGGAUACAAGCUGGAUGGUUCUGGUGGUAAUUGCACGGAUAUCGAUGAAUGCGAGAGCCCACAGUCUUGUCAAUAUGGAACAUGUAUAAAUACUCAAGGAAAAUAUAUAUGUCAAUGUCCGCCUCAUUACGAAUUGGUCGAUGCUGGAAACGCUUGCGUCGACAGGCGCGACGGUUUCUGUUAUGCCGGUUUCGAGCAUGGUACUGGCAGACCACAAUGUGUUUUCGAGAUGUCAACGUCAGUAACAAAGGCAACGUGUUGUUGUAGCAUUGGUACCGCUUGGGGUAAUCGUUGCGAAGAAUGUCCCAAGCCAGGGACGAAAGAAUUCGAAGAACUCUGUCCUGGUGGUAUGGGCUAUAGGCCAAACCGUGUCACUGUCAUAUUGGAAGACAUUAACGAGUGCGAGGAACAUGAGAAUAUAUGUCAGAAUGGUCAUUGCACUAAUACCUUUGGCAGUUUUAUGUGUUCUUGCAACGAGGGUUUCGUUCUGGACGACAUGAAAACAAGCUGCGUCGAUAUAAACGAGUGCGCGUUACAUCCGUACAUAUGUAGCGUGGGUCGUUGCAUCAACGACCAGGGCAAGUAUCACUGCGAGUGUCCCGAAGGCUAUAUAACCAUGCCAGGAGGAAAGGAAUGCGUCGACACAAGGAAAGAAUCCUGUUAUGUUAGCUAUGAAUCUGGAGAAUGUUUCAAUCCUAUGGCUCAACCACAGACGAAAAUGUUAUGUUGCUGUUCAAUGGGAGCAGCCUGGGGUAGUCCAUGCGAAAGAUGUCCAGCCGAGAGGACACGUGAGCAUGAAAUUUUAUGUGGAUUGGUACCAGGCCAAAUUAUGAAUCCAAUAACUAAUCACACUGAGGAAAUCGACGAGUGUGCUCUUAUGCCAACUAUGUGUACUCAUGGUCGUUGUUUGAACACGCCUGGCAGUUUCGAGUGUCAAUGCGAACAAGGAUAUGUUUAUGAUCAGGAUUCGCAUCAGUGUAUCGAUGAAAAUGAAUGCUUGCAAAUACCAAAUCCUUGUAGCGGUAAUGCUCAGUGCAUCAACCAACAAGGAUAUUUCGAGUGUGUUUGUCCUGCGGGAUAUAAAUUAGGUAUCAGUCGACGAGAUUGCAUCGACAUCGAUGAAUGUUUCGAGCGUUCUGGUAUUUGCAAUAACGCAGCUUGCAACAAUCUACAGGGUAGCUUCCAAUGCAUUUGCCAUUCUGGUUUUGCUUUGACUCACGAUCGAGAAAAUUGCGUUGACAUCGACGAAUGUCAACGAAAUCCAAAUAUUUGUAAUAAUGGGACCUGCAUAAAUAUUCUUGGUUCUUAUAAAUGUCAAUGUUACGAUGGCUUCAAGUUGAGCCCAAACAACGAUUGCGCUGAUAUCGAUGAAUGUAGGAUAAUGCCUUUCCUUUGUCGCAAUGGUAGAUGUCGUAACACUGUUGGUACUUUCAUUUGCGAAUGUGCCGAUGGUUAUAUAUUGGCUCAAGAUAGACAACAUUGUCGAGACGUCGACGAAUGUCACGAGAUACCCGGAUUGUGUCCAUAUCCAGGAAAAUGUCAGAAUUUAAUGGGAUCUUACAUGUGUACUUGUCCACCCGGUUACGAAUUGAACAGCGAAAGAAGAAGAUGCGUUGACAUAGACGAGUGUCUAGAGACAAUAGGUAUCUGUGAAAACGGUCAAUGUAUUAACACGGACGGCGGUGUUAUCUGUGAAUGUCCAGUUGGCUUUCAAUUGAGUGACAAACCUAAUUCGAUGAGAUGCAUUGACGUUAGGGAGGAACAAUGUUAUGAUAGUUAUAGACGUGGCCAAUGCUCUUUCCCUCGGAAAGGUGGAAUGACGAAGAAACAUUGUUGUUGUACCAUGGGUAAAGCUUGGGGGAAAUAUUGCGAGCAAUGUCCACCAGAGAAUAGUGAGGAUUUUAGAAGAUUGUGCCCAGAAGGAGUAGGUAGGGAUGACACUGGUAUUGAUCUGAACGAAUGUCUUUUUAUGCCGGAUGCAUGUUCCGGUGGCGAAUGUAUAAAUACCGAUGGAUCCUUCCGAUGCGAGUGUCCAUCUGGUUAUGUUUUGGACGAAACUGGAAGACGUUGCAUUGACAAUAAUGAAUGUUUAACAGUUCAGAAUAUUUGUGGCAAUGGUACCUGUACCAAUAUAGAUGGUGGCUUCGAAUGUUCCUGUAACGAAGGUUUCACACCAGGUGUCAAUCAGAUCUGUGAGGAUGUUAACGAGUGCCUUGAAUUAGGUAAUCAAUGUGCCUUUAGAUGUCAUAAUGCACCUGGAUCGUUCAGAUGUAUCUGUCCGUACGGAUAUACUUUGGCUCCUGAUGGAAGACAUUGUAUUGAUGUCGACGAGUGUGCCACACCAGCGAACAAUUGCAAAUACCAAUGUAAAAAUCUUAUCGGUACGUUCAUGUGCAUUUGUCCACCUGGAUAUCAACAAAUUGGUAUGGUCGAUGAAUGUAAGGACAUUAACGAGUGCGCUAUUAAUUCUGGAUUAUGUAGACAUGGACGUUGCGUCAAUUUAGAAGGAAGUUAUCAAUGUUAUUGUUACGAUGGUUUUGAACAAAGUGCCGAUGGAAAAUCAUGUAUCGAUCGUAGAGUCGGUUAUUGUUUCCUACAAACGAUCGGUGGUAGAUGUACAGGAAGGACCUCAGAAUUACGUACAGUGACUAAAGCGGAUUGUUGUUGCACGAUGGGUGCUGCAUGGGGUCCACAUUGUGAAAUAUGUCCUUCGAGAGACUCAGAAGAUUACAACGAAUUAUGUUUGGACAAGGGUUUCUCUAUAAAUGGCCAAGAUAUCGAUGAAUGUAAGACGAUACCGGAUUUAUGUAGAAACGGAAUAUGCAUUAACACGUUGGGUUCCUACAGAUGUAUUUGCAACAAGGGAUAUAAGUCUGAUAAAUCGGGGGCACAUUGCAUAGACGUGAACGAGUGCGAAUUAACUCCCAAACCUUGCAAAUAUAAUUGUCAAAACACUGAAGGAAGCUUUAUAUGUUCCUGUCCUGUUGGUUUCAUAUUAAAUCCCGAUGGGAUCAGUUGUCGGGACAUGGACGAAUGUGCUACAGGAAAUCAUCUUUGUCAACAAAAUUGUGUAAACACUCAAGGAAGCUACACCUGCGGUUGUCGCGAAGGAUAUACUCAAGAUGGAGAUGCUUGUCACGAUAUUGAUGAGUGUGAACAACCCGGGACUUGUCCGAAACCGGGUACGUGCGUCAAUACGCUUGGCAGUUUCCGAUGUAUCUGUCCCAGAGGAUUUAAGCUUGAUCAGUCUGGAAGAUUUUGUACCGAUAAUAACGAAUGUGCCGACGAUAGUAAUUGCGAGCAUGGCUGUCAAAACUUUAUGGGAAGUUAUCGUUGCGGUUGUCCGGAAGGAUUUGUUCAACAUCUUUAUUACAGUCAGUGCAUAGACGAAAACGAAUGUAGCAAUUCACCGUGCGGUGAAAAUACUUGUAUUAACACUAUUGGAAGUUACAAGUGUGGUUGCCCUGACGGUUAUCAAUUUGAUAAUAAUUUACAGAUUUGCGUUCAAGUCAGCGCAGGUUGUUUGGGAUCUCCUUGUGCUUUUGGAUGCACACCUAAUGGAGCUAACGGUUUUAUUUGCGGUUGUCCUACCGGUUAUCAAAGAAUAGGACAAGGUCAUUGUUUGUCUACGAUUAAUCCGUUAUCUCAAUCCAAUUAUGGAGAAGAAAUUGGUAAUGUACCAACUUAUGUGAUCAAUCCGGAUCCUUAUCAUAUUCCACCGGCUGACGACAAAACUAUUUCUACGGAAGGAUGUUUCUCUUGCAAGAUAAACGGUAAAGGAAGACGUAGAAGAGGCGCCCGAAUCAGAUCGGUUGACGAAGAGUUACAACAAAAACGAGACGAAUUAAUCAAGAUACGGAUAACUCGAAAAGCAAGAAGACAUCAUCAUGGCGAGGAAUACGUUAUGAAGAUAAGUUUGCGCCAGACGAAGCAUAGAAUGAGAAUCAUUAAGUUGCAACCUGCUAUAAAGGAUGAAGAAAUGGAAUAUACGAUCGUUCGUGGUAAUAAACAUGAAUAUUUUGAAAUUGCAAAGGAUCAUGGAAUUUGGGCACUUCAUUUUCGUAGUCGUUUGAAGAAACCUGGAGAAUUCCGUGUAGUUAUACACGGUCGUCCAAGAAACGGUAUAACAGCGGAAAAUGAAAUUUGGGAGAAACCAUUGACAUUUAGAAUUCAUCUUAUAGUAACCGAAUGAAAUAGAUCAAAUUAUUUACUGACCGAUGAAUCCAGAAACAAACGAUGCAACCAUUAACGUUCUCUUCACAAUGAAACAGUAUAUUUAAAUAACUCGUGUUGAGGACGUUGAUCGAUUAACAUUAUGAUGAUUUUAGGAUUAGGUUUUAAGAAUCAACGAUAUAAUUUAAUAAUUUUAUCUCUUUUUACUCGGUGGGCACGAGGGAGAACGGCGAAGAGGGGAUAAGAGGGUAAAGGGCACACAUCGUAUCACAAAUUUGAUCACAAUUUUAAACGAUACAAUUGAUGCUAUUAAUUAACACUGCCAAUAAUUUAACUGAUCAUACUCUCCAAUGUGUUCAAAAAAAAAAAAACCAAAAAAAAACAAAAAAAAAAAAAAAAAAAAAAAAAGAGACAAAAAAAGAAAAAAAGAAACAAAAAGAAAAAAAGAAAGAAAAAGAAAAGUGAAAAGAUCGAAAGAAAAAAAAUUGGUAAUUUCGUGACUUCAACGUUUUUCUACGAUAGUUAUUACCAAAGUUGACACAGAUCGUCACUGCCAAUCGACAUCUUUCUAUGAGUUCUUAUUGACAAUAAUACUUACUGCCCGUUAUAAUGAAAAAUUCUUAAUGAUAGUAGUAACAAUCGAUUAGAGUUGUACAAACAUUGAAGUCUUAUCCUAAUUGUAAGUAAAACAAUAAUUGUACACAAAAAACAGAUUUUAGCUUAUAUAUAAAUAUAAUUUAUGAAAUUGUAGCAUUAAUGUAACACGAAUGUAGGAUAUAAUUUAGAAUGAUACGUAAAAGAUAAAAAAAAAAGAGAGACUUGAUUUUCGUAUGAAUCAAGCUUCGAAUGAAUCAGUCUCUUAUUUCAUUCAUUAUGUGCCUUUAUAAUGAUUUAAAAAGAAUUAUACACACACAUACACACAUAUACACAUACACACACACACACAUAUAUAUAUAUAUACACACACACACAUAUAUAUACAUACAUAUAUAUAUACAUAUAUAUAUAUAUAUAUACAAAAAAAAGAUAUAUACUUAUGGAAUAGCAAUCAUAAAAAAAGAAAAAAAUGUAUCAUGUCUAAUUUUCGUGCCUACGUAUUACCGAAUAAUUUUAUAAUAGAAUUUAAGACAAUUUCGUAAGAGUGCAGAGCGCUAUAAUUACACGCAUUGACUAUGUGAAUAGAAGAAAAAAAGAAAAAAAAAAAAAAAAAAAACCAAGUCAAUUUUGUAUAGCCGAUCAAUGUUUCCUCUUCGAUGAUGAACUUCGAUGGCAGUAAAAAAGAAAAAAAAAAAAAAAAAGAAAGAAAGGAAGAAGAAGAAAAAGAAACAAAGAAAAAAGAAAAACAACUAUAAAUUAAUCUUUGGUUAGCAAACCAAAUUUAUAGGACAUAUCAUGGACGUAAACCUUACCAGGAUAAAGAAUACAAGAAGGAAAAUUAUCUAUAUUAAUAGCGUUAGGAUAAUUUUGUGGGGAUAGAACGAAAGCUCCGUGUCGGCGAUACGGGACACCUUCUUUACCAUAAAUCGUCGAAUUUGUUUGAUUCUAAAACGAACAUAAGAUAUGAUUGAUUAUCAUUCGUUAAAAUUUCUAAUCGUUUAAAUCAAUAACUUCAAGGAUCUUGUCAUACCCUGUCAUCACAAAAUUUUGAAAUAUAAUCCUCCCAAUCUGAUGGAUAAACGAGAUUAGGAUCGGGCAAAUCGUUUCCGGUAUAAAAUUGUAACCCAGGAUGAUUCGAAUAAAUUUCUAAAGUCCUUCCUGAUUCAGGAUGUAUGAUCCUUCGAUAGGAAAGAAGAAAACAAAAUUUAUAAUGAUUAAUCGUAUCGAUCGUGAUAAUAAUAUCGGAUAAAAAUUUACCUAGCAUGGAAUCGAUAACACCAAGAGCUUGGACUGCAAAUACAUAGAUUAUGAUUGUAACCUCCUCCUGGUACGCGAUAAAGUGUUUCUUUGGUUAAUUGUGUCGGUAAACGUAAAUCGUAGACGGUAUUCUCGACAGAACGAAUAGCACCUGUCGGCAAAUAGUUUUUUAUAUCCAUGAACGUCCAACUAUCGGCAUUUAUCGUUACAACGUGCUUUUUUAAUUCUUUAGGACCGGCAGCCUAAUUAAAUCGAAAUAUUAACAAUUAUAAAUAUAUACUAUAUUAUCUUAGAUGGCAUUCAUUUAUAAUCUUACAUGGCCGGCCAAAUUUAACAAAGAAUAAUUGGUGAUAUUAGCUGGUGUUGGCUCAGUAGCAGUGGCACGAAUAUUUAUAUGCAAUUGAUUAUCGUCCGUCCAAGUAUAUUUAACUUGUGUCAACAUAUAACCGGGAUAACCUUCUCUACCCGCAGGACUUAGAUGAGACAUGACCUGUUUUUUAUUUUUUUUUUUUUUUAUUUUUUUUUUUUUUUUACCAUUAGAAAGAUUCGAACGAACGGAAUGAUAAAAAAAAAAGAAAUAACCAAUUGGUUGUAUUUAUGAUCUACCACUUGUUUGUUCAAUAUAUAUGAAUUCCAAUUAACGUUAUCAAACCCAACUAAUCCACCAUGGAUAUGAUCCCUUUUACACUUGUCAUUGAUCGACAACGAAUAGAUUGUCUUCUGAAUACACAUUUUACCAUCGGCAACGCGAUUCACUAAACGACCGAUGAUACUUCCUGUAUACCUGUUCUCCAAAUAUCCUGAUUACGUUGUCAUUGAAAGUAAAAAUAUAUUGUAUCGAUUUCUAAAUCUAAUCAGACGCGAAGAAACGAUCUUACCGUUCAUAUUAUCAAAUCCUAAUACAACGUCACCUAAUACGCCUUUCUUGUUAGGUACUUUGAUAGAUUGUAUUCCCGCUCCCCAGGAUAUCAAUCGAACCGUUGCCUUCUGUUUAUUCGUCAUGGUAUAUCUGUUGGGUGGUGAAAAAUUUGUUUGAACAAAACGUUGGAUACUUUUUAUUAUUAUUACUAUUUUUUUUCUUUUCUUUUUUUUUCAUUAUUAAUAAUACAAAAAAUUCAAAAGAAGAAAGGAAUACCUUCUAACUAUCUCGUAAGAUCUUCCAUAUUCUUUAAUAUCUGGCCUUGGUACAAAACCAAAGCCAUCCUCUUGGAUGGAAAUAUUUUCGGCGGCCAUUUUACUAGGUUAGGUAGCUUGAUAAAUUUCUUCAAUAGCAUAUCUUCGAGUAAAAAAUUGAAUUUAAAAUAAAUAUUAUUUAGCAUUGGCACGAUUAACGUUUGAAGAUUUGAAUUUCCAUGUACUUUGUUCUACCGUUAAAACGAUUAAUUUAAAAAGAUUGAAAAGUCAUAAGAGAGACGACGAUUAACGGACAGAAAAUUUCAUGCGACUCAUUUCACUCGGCAAAAAGAGCGAAAUCGAGGGGGCAUGAAAUCGACUGUCUAGCGACAGAGAAAAAUCCCAUUUAUAUUAAAAGCUAGGCUCGUUCUCUUGGAAAGUAAUUAAAUCGUGUCGCAUACGCGCGUAAACGAGUUUCACGGGAGAGCGACUCGAUAAUAUCCGUCGUGCUUUUUACAUUUUCGAGGCACUUUAAUCACCGACCGCGCAAGAAUCGAAUCGAAUCAAAUCAAUGGAGAGAAAAAGAGAAAGAGAAAGAGAAAGAGAAUGAGAGAAAAAGGGGGAUAUAUAUGCGUGUGUAUAUAUAUAUAUAUAUAUAUAGGGUGUUCCAGGUAUCUGAUAAUUUUAUAGUAAACAAAUAAUUCCGAAAUAAAAAAUAUAUUUAUAAUUUUAUCUAUUCUUUCAAAAAAUUAAUUUACUUUUUCUUUUUCGAAAACAAAAUAUAGUGCAACAAAAUUUCUCCUACCUUUUGUUCUACGAAUUGUUGAAUUAUUAUGGGGUACACCCUACUUAUAUAUAUGUAUAUAUAUAUACUUUCAAUUAUAUAUAUAUAUAUAUAUAUAAAAUUUCAAUUAUCGAAUUUCCACGACUAUCGACGUUUCAGUCGAUCAUUUCAAAAAAAAAAAAAGAAAAAAAAAAAAGAAAAAAAAAAGGAAGAAAAUUACAAAAGAAAAGAAAGAAAGAAAAAAUGGCUGAGUCUCCUUUAAUGGCCGUAAUAGUGUUUCGAAUCGUAAGUCUCGAUUACAUGGAAAUAUUUCGAGGCUUCGGAAACACUCGGUAGAAAUAAUCACAUUAAUGGCAUCGCCGGCUAAAAAGACAGUGGAUACAUUGCGAUUCAAGUCUGUCUCGUGGUUCUACAACGUUCGUGAGCACCCUCGAUGAAUGCUACGAAAGUGUGCUUCCCCUCUUCCCCCGUUCUACACCCCCUCCACAAUCCCCUUAUCCUUCCAGCCCACGUUCAACAUCACACUGUCUCUUUCUCUCUUUCUAUUUCUUUUUCUCUUUCUCUUUCUCUUUCUCUGUCUCUGUCUCUUUCUCUUUCUCUUUCUCUUUCUUCUCUUCAGCUCAACGAAGCAUAAUGUUCCACCUACGCGAUGGCUAAGGUAUAACAGUAGAGAUCUCAACGUUGUCGUACUUACUCGCCUACCAACUCUACUCUCAUGUUUUCUUCGCGACAAUACAUAAUACCAUUCUGUCGCGGUAACGGCGACAAUGAACGCGCACGUUCUCCUAGAAAAUAAUUAUCUUAAUGUCGACGAGCCAACAACGACGAAUGGAAACGACGACUAUGACGACGGGGCCUUCUUGGAGAACUCACGAAUUCGUCCUCGCUCGUUUUGAACAAUACCUCGACGAAUGUCACACGCCUUGUGUUCCUUCUUCUGAGUCCCUCCCCCUUUUCAACGUAGGGAAUACUAUGCGACAUCCUAAACCCUCCCCCCCUCCCAUCAUACAUUCACUACCCCACAACCCCAUCGUAAUUUCUUGACACAGAAAGAAGAUGAAUGAUUAUUUGAAUAUACUUAUAUCACGUUUUGUUAUAUACGAACAAAAAGAUAAGUAAGAAUAUAAAAAGACAAGGUAUGAAUAUCUAAUGAUUAUUUGUGAAAUAAAUUUCAAUCGAUAAUAUCCUCAGAUAAUAAUUAUUAUUUAAACGUAUAUACAGUACGAGAGUUUUUGGCGAUAAUGAUUUUAGUAUUGAAAAAAAAAAAAAAAAAAAAAAAAAAAAAAAAAAAAAAAAAAUAUACAAAAAAAAAAAGAAAAAGAAAAAGAAAAACUUAUUGGAAAAUUUUAUUUAAACAAUUCAUCCAUAGAUGGUACACAAUCGGUUUUACUUUUUACACAAGAUAUCAUUGCUGAGUUCCGCUAGAUGUCGUAUAAAGUAUUCCUUGUCCUAAUACUGGGCUCACUCGACGGUGAGGUUGCGAACAGGAAGGAUGGUUUAUUGACUUUGUCAUGUGUAUUUUAUUAUUCGAUAUUGUUCAUACUACAUUGUAGAUAAUUCAUUAUUAUCAAUAAAAAUGAAACAUUAA
Molecule: messenger RNA, 14086 nt
Organism: Vespa velutina
Lineage: Eukaryota; Metazoa; Arthropoda; Insecta; Hymenoptera; Vespidae
Product: fibrillin-2-like
Exons: 40
Coding region: 136-8766 (2876 amino acids)
Molecular function (GO): calcium ion binding
Source: RefSeq, a predicted model, not a curated record